This is a messenger RNA of Mixia osmundae IAM 14324, 1136 nucleotides long. RefSeq lists its product as uncharacterized. Lineage: Eukaryota; Fungi; Basidiomycota; Mixiomycetes; Mixiales; Mixiaceae. The transcript has 2 exons. The annotation marks the transcript as partial. The record is from RefSeq and is a predicted model, not a curated record.
CCGUCAGCGUGGAUGACCGCAAUAGUCUGUAGAACACAGCGCUCCUGCGACUCGCAGGGAUCGUUGCCCAACGAUGGAAAGCUUGCACAUCCAUCAAAACGCGUUUCACACGGAAUGCCCCCGUCGUCAUGCAGCCUGUUGAUGCCUGACAACGUCGCAACUCAUGACGUUUUCAUCGCUUUAGCACAGCGGGCGAACAAAGCAGUCAUGUUCGCAGUCUUUGCGUUCGCAUUGUCCUUCCUCGGACUUUUCGGGGUCACGUCUGGCUCGGUCAUCCCGCAAGCAGAUGGCUUGCAAGCUCGUCACCCCGUCGGGCCCUGGCAACCAACGACGAUCACCAUCUUUACCGAGAUGCAUGAUUUGCUUUAUAAAACCUACAUCGACCUCCGAAUCCGUCUGGACGAUAACGCAAGUCUAUAUUAUCAUUCAGUAAGGGCAUUUCUGAAAUUUCGACAGGGUUUGGAAGGCGGCGUUGGUCCUGGAUACAAGCUUGCUUGGCAGGAGGCAAGCACUGAUGCUCUCGCCGGCGCAAAGAUUCGCAUGAUUGUCUCAGAUAACGUACGCGAUAUCCUAGAUCUGACGAUGUAUCAUCCCCUCGGAAAAGGCCUUUUUACAUACUAUACGAUAAACGAUCUUCAGCUUGGCGACACCGAUGUGACAGUGAGCGCUCGUCACCCCGUCUUGACCUGUUCUGACUCCUCUAUGACUCAGCUGAGCCCGUCCCUUGUUCAGUAUGUUCACCCGGAGGCUCGCUCGUGUCGCAUGCUAAGAAGUGAACGGCAGAGUCGUCAGCGGAGGACGCAUCAUCCCGGCGCAUCCUUAGAUCGUUUUGUCGUAUCAGCUGCAGAUAGAGUCUCGCUCAAUGACUAUGUCAAGUCACUACCGUGAGCCCCGUGGCCGGUAGAGGUCGGUGUUUCACUCACAGACAAAGUCAACCUGAUACUGUGCGGAGAAUAGGGAAUGCAAACUCAAGAGAGACAAGAGAUGCCAGAAUAAGAUAGACUAGGGGAUAUUCGAGCAUUUUCUAGGCUCGCUACCUUGACUGAGGCAGCAACCGACUGAAAGAUGCUCUUUGAUAUUCGCAUAGCUCUUCGGCGCACUUUGAGCGAUGAGUAGUCGACAGCGUCCAGUCCAAA